CGCCUCCAAAUUUCCUUCAUUUUUUAUCUUGGCCAGAUCAGGGUCGGCCUUGCGAAUCUCUUGCGCUUGAAUUGCGGAUGUUGUUCGAUCGACUAUUCAAAUACAAUACUGUAUGACAAACGACCUAAAAUUCCGUCUGUUUGACAGAAAUCUUGGUCCGCUUGGCUCUUGGUAUUGCAGGCCAAGAAAAGUAUAUCUUCAUUUUUGCAUGCCAUACCCAUCGACAAUUUGGAAAGCUGGGACUGAGAUCGCUGUUGAUUGAACUUUUGGUAAGCGUAUUCGUUUUGUGCAAUGAUCUUGUCAUCGUACGUUCCAAAAAUAUCAUGAUGGCAGUGAAAAAUGGCCAAGAGAAGUAAUCUCAGGUCGACAAUGGAAGGAGUUCUUCUCAUAUAUAAAUACUAGAGCUGUUCUCGUAACACAGUAUCAAAUCAUCAAAUCAUCCAAUCUUUUAUACUCAGUUACUACAUUCAUUCAGUCAAUAUUUCACUGCAUUCUUUCACCAUGUCAAAAUUCAUUCUCGCCGCAACUCUUUUGUCAGCCGUUAUGGCUUGUCCAGAUCAUGAUCUUUCCAGCCAAUCACUUAUGAAGAGAGCUGAUGGACCUGCCGAUUGGGCAUAUGACGCUGCUUACAACUGGGGAAUGAUCAACGAGAACUACACCACUUGCCAAACAGGCACUCGACAAUCCCCUAUCCAUCUCACCACCAGCACCGGUUACUCCAAAACCCACACCCCAACCUUCAACUACUCAAGCUCCACCGCAGGCUCCCUCUACAACUGGGGUUAUGGUCCCGCCUUCUCCCUCACCUCCAACGUCACCGAUCUCAGUGGCAACCCAUCCAUGACCUUCGACAACGAAACCGUCUUCCUCAAAGGCUGGCACAUUCACGCACCAGCAGAUCACGCCAUUGAUUCUGCCCGUUCCAAAGCCGAACUCCAUUUCGUGCACGCCACUGCCUCGGGCGCCGAACGUGCCGUCGUCGCAUUCAUGAUUGAUCCCGUCCCCUUUGGCACCGUCGCCAACUCCACCUUCUUCGACUCAUUUCCCCUCUCAUCCAUCCCCUCCUUCUCAGACGCAACGACUCGCACCCCCCUCGAUCUCGAUCUCAAACAGGCACUUACAGAGAUCAACAACGCGAAGGAUUUCUGGACCUAUGAGGGAAGUCUCACUUCUCCCCCUUGUACAGAGGGCAUGCGAUGGUUUGUGGCUGGAAAGAAGAUGCUGGUCGGAACGGAACAGAUGCAGGAGAUUUUGGCGGUUAGUACCUAUAGUGCCCGUGAAGAACAGGGUAUCUGGGGUCACAAUAUCAAUGUUUAAAUGUGGCGAGAUGAGAGUAGAUGAGAUGUUAUGAAGGCUGGGAGUUGAUUGGUGUUUGGGGCGUGGGAAUAAAGAUUAGGGGCCGA
Molecule: messenger RNA, 1403 nt
Organism: Botrytis sinoallii
Lineage: Eukaryota; Fungi; Ascomycota; Leotiomycetes; Helotiales; Sclerotiniaceae
Exons: 2
Coding region: 502-1317 (271 amino acids)
Molecular function (GO): zinc ion binding; carbonate dehydratase activity
Source: RefSeq, a predicted model, not a curated record